AUGAAACGAUGCAAGAGACCCAGUCACGGUAGUAGAGAUUCAAGCGGCAAGAAAUUAAGCAGUGAAGAUGAAGAGCAAAGUAAAGAAGCGCAGUUAGAUGAUAUGAUAAAAGCGUAUUCAUCAGUGAUAAAACACAUCGGAGAGGAUGUGGCACGACAAGGACUCGUCAAAACACCCGAACGUGCCGCUAAAGCGAUGUUAUUUUUCACGAAAGGAUACGAAGAGAAUCUUGAUGGUGCGUUCUUUUCAAAUGAAUAUUACUGA
Anisakis simplex (herring worm) is the source of this 264-nucleotide messenger RNA. Lineage: Eukaryota; Metazoa; Nematoda; Chromadorea; Rhabditida; Anisakidae. The record is from the annotation of a GenBank genome assembly.